UAUGUGCAAUUCAAUAUAGAAUAAUGGAGGACUUAAGAGAGGCGAACGAGGGUUACGGCUAAAGUGCGAACAGGAUUAGAACGAAUGCGCGGCGCGAGUGUGCCCGUUCGGAGAUACGAGUUCCGAUUAUUUGACCAAGUGUGUGUGUGUGUGCGUUUUGAAUUUUGUACCUGAUAACGAUCACGAAGAAAGCUGCUGAUUCUCCGCCAUUUGACUGACAUCCGCGAACACGUACUAUCGCGACUCGAAGGUGUCGUUGUGCGACGAUUACAGUCUACCGGUCGAUUUCGUCAACAAGAGACGUCCUGCGAGCGCUGCAGCUGCAACCUCCGCGGUGCAAUGGAUGCUGCCGAGUCCUACUGUGGAGAAUGCGGAAAUCGAGGUUGUGGAACAAUACAGCGACCCUAGAGACAGCAAGAGUAAAGCGUACGUAGAGCCGGGAGCGGAGACGUCUUUGCCAACAGUUUACAGCAGAGCAAAUCGCAAUUAUUGUCGACCAUACACAGAUCCUUCAGCAUCCGGUUCGUCCUGCGAGGACGACGAGGACGGGCGAGUGAUCGUUAAAAAACGAAAGAAUAGCGUUUACGCUUCCUCGACCCGUGCCCCAUCGGCAGACAGGGACACUUUAACUUCGACCGACGGCCUGCUCGUGGAUUGUGUCGCUCUGGUGCAUCUGACCGAUCAAUCCCCGACCGAGUCCGCUCAACCUGUGCGUCAUCCGUCGCCGUAUUACUACGGCGAUCUUUUCAAGGUACCGGAGCAACUGUCCAAAUCGCAGCCGAGCAAGUACCGGAAGAGCGUCAGUCUCGAUGUACCGGGCGAGCGUUCGCGCACACCCGGUAUACCCAAGAGGAACUCGGUAGCGGGUGAUGGAGGCUCGUAUUCGUCCCAGCCACGGCAUUAUCAGCAACUGCAGCAGCCGUAUCCACCGCCGCUGCCACCGCCGCACUAUCGCAGUCAAGAUCUAGUAAGCCCCACGUCGGGGAGCGAGCAUGUGGUUCCAGCCAGAAACGAGAUCCUCUCGUCGUGUAUCAUCACCGAGUGGGAUCACACCCUCAUGCCUCCGCAUAGGCUGCUGAGCCAUGAUCUGCCUACCACCGUUUGUACCUGCGUCGCAUCGCCCGAAGAGGAGGAGGAUGAGCUAGACCGACGGCAGCCGCAAGUAACGCGGCACCAAGUGCGCAAGCUACGACGUACACGGAGGAUAGACCCGCAGCCGAUACUCGUCGAGGACGAGGACGACGUGGAGGGUGAGGACGAGGGGGAGGAGGGAGACGAGGAAGACGCGGAGCCCGAGGAAGAGGACGAAGAAGGGAUGGCCAGGCAACGUCACCUCUACGAGACGGCCUUCGACUGCAAGGUCAAUCGCUCUGACGAUGAUCUCGACGAUCUCGAUCGCGUCACCAAUCACGCGGUACUGCAUUCCCAGAUACGGAGUAGCGGUACUGUGCCAGUGAGUAGAACGAGUUCGUCAACGGACACGUCAAAGCAGCAACAUCAACAAUCGCUACCUUACACCGGCCAGUCGCAAUCGAGCAAGGACCAUCGACGCAAAGUCGUACUUCUCCGCCCAAAACCGAUUCCGAGCCGCUUGCAGCAGCAGCAGCAGCAGCAACAGCAGCAACAGCAACAACAACCAUCGCAACAACAGUCAGACAAUAUAUCUACUCUGUCCCAAGAUAUCGAGUCCCUCCAGAUCAAUUCGAGCGAUGAGAAAACCGGAUCGCCGAGACUACCAGCACGUGAUUACACGCCGUCACCGCCGUCGACUGCACCUCUACCCGCGAAAUUUCAUGGAAACCGAGACCACUUGCUGUUGAAUAUUCGCAGCGCGCCGAAUUUACCUUCGCAGCAGGAUCAUCCCCGCUUGAAAGACAUGAGAUUACCGGUGAAAUCGUUGUUGCGCGCUAAGGACUCGCCGCAGAGUAGCGAGGGUAGCAUUCUGGAAAUCAAGAGCCGACCGAAGACCUUCGUCCAGGAGAACAUCGAUUCUUCGCAGGGUCGUCGAUUCGACAAGGAGCUCAUAUUGGAGUUCAAGGACAGGCCCCGGGAGGAGAGGCAACGACCGCGCAGUCUGAUCCGCGAGAGCAGGCCGAUAAUGGAGUUCAAAGGCAGGCCCCACGAAGCGGAGGGCGAUCUCGCGCGACCGCGAAGAGACGCCGGUCUCUUGGAAUUCAAGCUACGUACUUCGAGACGUCGCGCCGGUUAUUCCAGCACGGAGAGCAUGGCAACUAGCAGCAGCGGUGGCAGCAUGGAAUCCAUCAGGAGUAGCACCAGCGAGGGCAACCGGUCGACCAGCAGUUCCGACAGUCGGCACAGCACCAGAUCGUUGAGCUCCCACAGUUCCGACAGCGGCGGCACCAAUUGCUACCAUCAUCAUCAUCAUCAACAGUCUUUGCCUGGCUUUCUAAAUCACCACGCUACUAAAUUGCAUAUCCUCUCACCGAUCUCCGACAAAUCGUCGCAGGAGCCGGCCUCGGAGACCUCCGACAACAAUCGUAACAACAACUCGCAGAAGGCCUCGCCCGAGGAGAACGUCACCGCAGAGAAUAACAUCACCGCAGGCAACAACACCAAUACGAAUACAGUCACCUCGCCCAUGGACACGUCUUUUAAGAAGCGGCGAACGCCGCAGAACAAGAAUCUUAUUAAUCUUGCGCUGCAAUCGUCGUCGUCGGGCGACGCGGAGAUCCAGGGAUCGGAUAGCGGUAUAUCCAUCGAGUCCCGCGCUGGUAUCAAAUGCAAGCCUUUCGGGUUUCACCUGUUGAAGCCGCAGCUUGAUAAUAUUAAUUUCGUCGACAACGAGCCGGAACUCUCGGAUCUGCCCUUCGAUAUGCCAAAGCUGCGAAGAAGGCGGCUGCUGAUGCAACAGGAUGCCACUACAUCCGGAAGCGCGACCAGUGUGGACCUAAGAGAUUUACCCUUCGACAUGCCGAAGCUCAGGAAGCGUCUUAGAUGUACUCAGAAUAUCGAAUCCAGCGCGUCUCAAGCGUCGUCGAGUCUCUCGGUACGCGACGUAGAGCCACCUUCUUUGUUUGGCGGCGGUCUGGCGCGCCCGAAGAUGACUCUAAAUCUGGAUGCCGGUAGUAACACGGCGGGAACGAGCAGUGGGAAUCUGAGUGGUCAAUUGGUGCCGAAGAAACCCGGUGGCCUGAGCCUCGGCUUACCGCUGGAAAUCAGCACCGCACGAAUAUCGGCCGAUCUGGUUGACGUGGAGCUUCCGUUGGAGAGACAAGGAUGGUAUCACGGCUCUAUCACACGCAUCGAGGCGGAGGGUCUUCUGCGAGUUCACCAAGAAGGAAGUUAUCUGGUGAGGAACAGCGAGUCGACCAAACAAGAUUAUUCUCUAUCCCUAAAGAGCGCCCGCGGCUUCAUGCAUAUGCGCAUCCAGAAGAACGAAGAGCUGAAUGCUUACAUUCUGGGGCAGUUUAGCAAACCGUUCGAGAACAUACCGGAAAUGGUCCGUCAUUUCAGCGUGAAUCGUCUUCCGAUACGCGGUGCCGAGCACAUGUGUCUCCUGCAUCCGGUCAUAGUUCAGCUUUUGUAGCGCAUCUAUCGUAGCGCCAUUUAAGGCGCUGAAUAGCUCUUUUGAUAAUCCGUUUUCUUUUCCCCCGACGAAUGCCGAAGCGCGCGCGAUUGCAAUGAACGAUAAGUUUGAUACCCGCGAACGAGAUGUAGAAAGUAUUAUUCUCGAACGAGGAAGUCUUCCGAACGUUCGUGAGACGCGGUUGACUUCCGCGAGGAUUCUCCGUAUCAAUUCGCAUUCUGGUUGGAUGAACCGUUCCGCACGAAGAGCGCCAGAGAUAAUGGACAAUAAUGGCAUUGACGGGGAAAUACCGCUUCGCCGUGAAAUAUUAGGGGGAGUACGAGUACAGUACAAAAAUAUAAACGGUGACUGAGCGAAGCUGCUCAACGAUACACAGUGCGAUCGAUUAGAUGAAAACGUCCGGGUCUGUGCAAUUCCUUGCGAGAGGCCAGUUUUUAAGCUAUGUGUGAAGAAUCUCAGGUCGCUCCAAGUGGGGAUACCUGCUCAUGAACGUCGUCUUUUUGACAACACUUUAUUUUCGCAUGUCUUAUAGCCGAGUCCAAGUUUUUAUUACACAAUAAAAUUAGAAAUCGGUAGGGACGGCGAGUGCUUAUCCCAUCCCUCUUUCUUUUCCUCUCGGACUCGAAAGCGUAAAGAUCGGUGUCUAAAUGCUUCGUCUUCCUCAAAACAUCGCGCAAACCUACCUCAUAGGCAAACGCAUACAUCGCGGCACGAUAUAGAAGCGGUACCAGAAAUUACAGUAGUGAGAGUCAGGGGAACGAAAUUACUUGAAACGGAUAUGAAUUCGAUGCAGUGAUGACCAUCAAUAACUCUCAAAGAAUAAUGAAUUCGGAAUUGACGAUUCUAGUAGGAUACGCGAGAACGUUCUCGAGGAUGUUUUUCCUGGUUGUUCCUUGAAUCCGCGAUUUAUAUGCGAAUUCUACGAAAGAAAUCUUUAAAUGGGAUCAGAAACGCUGUUUUACGAAAUGGUAUAAUUUAAGUAAGAAGGAAAGGUGCGCGUAUUUAAAUUCACACAGAGUGCCGCGUGGAAGCAGCCCGACGUGGCGUGAGCUGAAAGCCAAAGUAAAACUAAUCCUAAUAUCCAGUCGAGGGAUAGAGCAGAACUAGUAGGCCGGAUACGCGCAGCGAGCGCGAGUAAAAUGCCAAACUUUACUUCUAAUCGUAAUCAUUUAGUCAGGGUUUAGUUAUCCGUCUCGUCGUUGAUAAGUGAUUAAAUAGGCUUAGAACGAUAAGCGAGCGUACGACAGUCAGUUGGCUCGAAUAUUGGGUGAGGCGAAGGUUCCGCGUAACUUCGUGAAAUAAUAAAAAUUGCGAGUCGAAAAAAAUAAUAAUGAAUGUUUUCGCAAAACGACGCGACCGACAGGAAACGGUCGGAAACGCGAGAAAAGUGGAAAAAAAACGAUAGUGAUCGACAGCCUGAAUCAUCGGUGGCUCGUUAUCCGAGUCAUCCGUCUGAGAAACUAGACGGAGUCACUCGCGGAGGAAAUUUUUGCGAUAGGAUGCAACCGAUACAUAUUUUUUCAUGUGAUAUUAAUUUGUUACAGAGAUAGCCUAGUUUCACCUGUGAUCUGUUACUUAAUUCCCCUUGUCCGCGUGCGCGUCGGCGUUCUCGCGCGAUUGCACGCGAUAAUGAUAAUAAAAUAAAUUAAACUUGCUAUUAUUAUUACGUAGAAUCAGCAACGACGCGUCGCUCAGACGCGAUGACGAGACGUCCGUGGUGUUACAAUAAUUUUUCGAGUUAGAAAUUCGAUUCGCAGAGGUUGUGAGCGAAUUUUUGUUGGCCGAGCAAGCAAAAAACAGUUUGCUAUUAAAGUAGUGACAUAGGGAAUCUACGGCGAGAAGUAGCGAGUGCCAGCACCGUGUUGUAAAAAUUGUCAUAGCCGAAAGCCUCGUUUGAUCGUUUAAGCGUUUAAUCGGUAUACACGAAAAAGCAAAUCAUUAGUUUUCUAAUUAAAAAUAUUUAAAUUUUGCACUCGCAGGAAUACUUGAAUUAUGAACGAGGCACUCUCUACUUUCGCGUCUAAUUAGGUUGAGUGUAAUUCAUGCGUCGUACUGUAAGCUGCCAGUAUUAUUAACUGUAAUCGAUAAUGCAUAUCCAUAUAUGUUAAUGUUUAAGACAUUAUAUUGUCUCUAUAGCCCGAUCAUUGAAACUAUAAUCUAUAUAUAUAUUUAUUUCUCCUAUUAUAUUUAUUGCAUUGUAUCGUUGAGUAUGAUGAUAAGGAUGAAGUUUCUGUGCGCCAUUAAUUUAAUUGCGAGAUCAUAGAGCUGUAUACCUAUAGUAAUUCUAGACUUCGUACACGUAGAGUAAUAUUAUUUGUCGAAAGGCAGUACCGUAAAUUAUAUGGUAGACUAACUUGUAGAUACUUCCUGUACCUUGAAAUUUGUAUGAAGUAGGAUUUAGAUUACGUAAUAUAUACAUAAAUAUAUAUUAUUAUAAAUGAUUAUACUAGCGCGCAUAGUUCUCGUUUGUAGGAUAUACAUAAAUUAAGGUCUAGCGAAAGCGGGGUGAGUCCAAUAAAUAUCUUAAGCGCUAUGCACGCCCUUUACGUAAAAAGGGAUGUCUCGGACGGCGAUGUGCAAUAUUCUGACGCGGUCUUGUACGGCCGUAAACGUGAAGUGCGAUCCAAUAUUUUUGUUUUAGUAAGCAAACCACCGAUGUUCCAAAUCGACUUCACUAGAUAAUCUUGUGUACUCUGGAAAUUUCUCUUAAUAAUAAAAUAGUUAAUAACUCCAGUUUAGUCACGACAGUCGCAGUUUUACCAUCUUUUCAAUUUUAGAUAACCCAAGAAAGUCUUUUACAUGAGAAUAGAAAAUUUUGUGUAAAAAUUUUUAUAAGAUUGUACAAUGCGUAUCGUUUCGAAAAAAACUAUAAAAGCAUUGAUAUCAAUUGAAUUAUAUCAGUUAUAUAAAUUUUCUCUGUGCUAUGUAUAUUUUCAAAUUAUUUAAUUUAUUCUAUUUCUAUCUCUUCGUCAGUUUUGUGUGAGGUAAUCUCACUCUGAAGUCCAGCUGGAACAAGUGGCGGACGGUCACCAUUUUCUUGUAGAGAUGUCACUUGGUGCGUUUCUGUCUGUGCCGAAUCAAACAUUGUAAUUUAUUUAAAUAAAAUUGCAUAAAGAGCUUAGA
Messenger RNA from Temnothorax curvispinosus, 6670 nucleotides. RefSeq names its product transcription initiation factor TFIID subunit 1 (gene hwt). Gene Ontology annotation, molecular function: phosphotyrosine residue binding. The record is from RefSeq and is a predicted model, not a curated record. Bases 344 to 3547 code for a protein of 1067 amino acids. NCBI's taxonomy places the organism in Eukaryota, Metazoa, Arthropoda, Insecta, Hymenoptera, Formicidae. The transcript has 8 exons.